AUGGCGAUUGAGUUGGAAGUGUGCCACGGGGGCAAAUGUGCUCGGAAAGGUGGAGGAGCAAUGCUUUUGCGUGACAUCGAGGAAGUUGCGGCAUACGCUGGCCCGUCCGCCUUGGUGACUGCCAGCAGCUGCUUGAGAAAGUGCUCCAAGGGCCCCAACUGCAGAGAAAGCACGGAGAACAGGGUUUUCAAACGCCUGAAGAAGUUCAGCCGUGUCGAAGCGAUGCUGGCAGACAUCAUCCCCGGCUUCGAGAUGAAUGAGCUGCAGCGAAAAAUAUUCAAGCUGAAGUUUGCCGCUCGCAGGGCAGAAGCAGCAGAUCGGAUGGAGAACAUCAACAAAGCCUUGUCUCUGCUUGGUCCGGAGAAAGUCGCCGCUCAAGAACCGAGGCUCCUUGCGCAGCUUCUGGUGAUGCGAUCUCAGGAACUCAUUGAAACCGAUUCAAGCAUGGCAUUGCUGGAUGCCCAGAAAGCCGUGCACGUUUUGCCUUCUUGGGCCUUCGGACAAUUCGCCUUUGCACAGGCCCUCCAGGCACAUGGGCGAUUCGGAGAUGCAGUUUGCGCCGUGCAAGCUGCCCUUAGCAUCGGCCGUGGGAUAGACAAGAGAGCUCUCAAGAAAACGCUAGCCAAACUGCAGAAGCAAGUCGUCACAGAGCCGAACAUUUUCGCUGAUCAUCGGGUGGCAGAUAUCGGCACUGAGAAGAGCCACAUGCUGGAGUGGCAGCUCUCGGGCGUGCGGACGUUGAACCACGACUGCCUGUGCAUGAAGUUCUGGCGCUGUGGCAAGGCUGCGCCAUUUUCUGCGCCAAAAGGCCGACUCGAUCCUGUUUGGCACGUGGAAGUUCUCGCCGACAUUGGCUGCCAGAAGGUUUCACGACCUUACACACCCAUCAGCACGGCCCAACACUUUGCUGAUGGUCAACUCCAGCUAGUGGUGAAAGUUUACCCGGAGGGCCUCAUGACUCAACAUCUUGCUGGGCUCCGGCUGGGCGAGCGCAUUGUCACCCAGCCUCCGCUUCCCACCCUCCCGGCCUUCGAAGCCGAUCGCCUUCUGGGCGGCGAAACCCUGGCGAUCCUUGCAGGUGGCAGCGCAGUGACCCUGGCUCUCCAAGUUUGUGCAGCAGCUCUGGAUCGCGAGAGGCCACGCAAGGUCCAUCUAGUACUUUGCAACAAGACGGCGAAGGAUGUUCUGUUCGCCGAGGACUUCGAAGAGUUCCUACAAAGACCCGGAAGGUUCCAGGUGACGCACCUCCUCUCGAGAGAAAGCCCACCGCCGCCGAGCCAGCGCCAGCCGCGCUCCUCCAAGCAAUCUCUGGCGGUUUGGAAGGGGCCCUUGCAUCUCAGCGAGAAAGUUCUGGAUGAAAUCCUCCCAAAUCGUCGGGCGGCGAUUUCUUUCCUCGUCAGCGGACCGCCGGGCCUUUGCCGCACCGCCCAGGACGCUUUGCGGGCCAAAGGCCACUUGCAGGAUGCCCUCUUCUUGGACGAGUUCCCUGAAGCCGAAGCUGGCAAGCGCAGGCGCAUGCAGGCGCCGGCGAGGCGAGGAGACGGAGACCGAAGCUGA
This is a messenger RNA of Symbiodinium sp. CCMP2592, 1557 nucleotides long. The record is from the annotation of a GenBank genome assembly. NCBI's taxonomy places the organism in Eukaryota, Dinophyceae, Suessiales, Symbiodiniaceae.